AAAGUCGGGUAGGCUCAAAGUGACGUAGGCGUUGCGCCCCAAUGGCAUGCUCGCUUUCCUAUUGAUUAUUCGGAAAAAUGGUCGACGACUGAAACCAUAUGGAGUGAACGCAUUGGAAGUUUGCAAUAUGAAAUUCGCUUUCAUAUGCAUUGUCACAGUCAUAUCAUGUAGUGUUUGUGUCGAAGGCGCGAUCGACAUCUAUCCUGGCUUGAAAUAUGGACGGCAAAUUAGAAGAGCAAUUUUUGCUAAUCCCGAAGAUGAUUCGACCGACUACCCGGACCAUUAUUGGAGUUGGCCCGGGAAAAAAGUUAAUGUCUACGGUGACGGUGACGGUGACGACGUACGGAAGUUUCAAAAUAUUGACCUCGCUCUGAAAAAGUUUCUUCUCGGCGAUAAAAAGUAUCGCUCCCUUCAAAGAGUUCGAAAUCCUUACAACCCAUACAAAAAUUUAGAAUCGGUUGACGACGAUUAUGGACAAUAUCGACGCGUACCCGCCAAUCUGGAUGAGGUGCGCAUGUAUCCUCAAGACGACGAUUUCAACUUCAAGGAGGAGGACGACGACGAACUAUUUAACACCGACAGGCUGGGCGAGACCAACACCAGAAAAUACUUAAAGCAAAUGCUCGACAAAACUUUUCGGGAUGAUGAAAUGAAUCACGAGAUAACUCACGGGGUAGCAAUGGAGGAAGAUGACACAGAUGCAACUCCUGAGGCGAAUUUCACACCAGAAACGCUGAAGAACGUCCAGUUUGCGGAGGAUCCCACAGAGUUUGCUUACGCUCCUUCCGAUCCUCGGUUUUAUGAUCAUCCACAAAAGGCUCGCCAUUUCAAAGAUCCUUCCAUUCGUUCGAGAACAUUGUACGAAGGUAGCGAAGAAACCAUAGGCAAACUAAAAAUUAACAGUCCCGAAAACGAGGUGAAAGUUAAACAGAGAAGCGAAAAACAAGGCAGUUCUGAAAACUACCCAACUACCAAUCAACUGAAUUUGAUCGACCGGCAACCGGAUGUGGUGAUUAGACCCUCGGACGAAUCACCAAGAGUUUACAUCAUCGCUAUCGUCGCAGGGAUUAGUGCUGCCGCUACUGUAGGGUUGAUUGCUGUCGGAAUUGGAUGGUAUAACUUACAGAAACAUGUAAAAAACGCGUCGGACGUGGAAUAUCCGGCUUACGGUGUCACCGGUCCGAACAAAGAUACAUCCCCAUCCGGAGAUCGUAGGUUGGCUCAAUCCGCCCAGAUGUACCAUUACCAGCAUCAGAAACAGCAAAUUCUAGCAAUGGAAAAUAGAGUAACUGCAGUAGAUCGACACGGUUCAGUUUCGGAGGCGGACAGCGAGGAAGAAAACGAGGAGGGAGAUUACACCGUUUACGAAUGUCCCGGUUUGGCGCCGACUGGAGAGAUGGAGGUGAAGAACCCGAUGUUCCAAGACGAUCCGACACCAGCUCAAACUCCACCGGUCAAAGUCGCCAACGGUGACGAAAAGAAAUGAACGCGACCAAGUUUUCCAACCAUGAUUUUUCUUCAUCAAUCUCAGCUUUAACCAUUUGUGACGUACGUUUUCUUUUGUUAAUUCCAUCCAGCCAAUUAACAAAGGAACUGACAUAUAUAUUUUUGUAUGUGAAGCCGCAAAGUGAUCGGUCCAAAUGUCUAUUUAAUUAAGGGUAAAUUAAGGAAUUUAUCCAGGUCAAUUAUAAUAUUAACAGAAUGACACGUAAAUAAUCCAUUGCACGGUGAAAAAUACGUUUUUAGCAUCGCUUUGCUGCUUCAACAAUAACAUCUCAUAUCAUAUUUUAGAGUCAUCAUUUUUGUUUGUUUAAUUGAAAAAUAACUGAAAUUGGAAUUAAUAUAGCUAUAUGUACACAUAUAUUCAAAAUAAAUUGUAUACCGGCAAAUUGAAAUUGUGUUUCUUUUCAUUUUAGUUGGUCAAUUUAUUUUGAGGGUGUGUACAUAAUUCGGUUUCUCCUUCAAGACUGAAGUUAUAGUAGUGGAACGCAAGGCAAAUUAUAAUAGAACGGCUUUUACAAGUCUAGGAUGAUUUUAACCAUAAACAAACACAAUAUUUAUACAUAUAUAACAUUUUUAUUUUAAUAGAUAUGAUUUUUUAUCGUUUUGCUUAUAUUGUCUAGAUAAUGUAUGACAAACACCCCAGAAUUAAGUGAUCUUUGCAUUACGAACAAAGUAUUGUAAGCUUCUAAAUAAUAUAUCUAAUGUAUAAACUUCAUAUAUGAAUAUUAGAAAGUGACAAAGUUUAAAAACUUACUUUGUGUAAUGAUUGUUUUAAAAACUGUCUAUCCAUUACUGUAAGCAGUGUUACUAAAAUUAAAGUUAAAAUUAAAUUGUUUCAAAUGCUAACAAUCUUAAAUAUAUACUAUACAUAUAUAGUUAAUAUAUUUUAAUAUUGUAUAUUAUUGUAUAAAUGUUAGAGUUUAUUUCAAUUCUAUCAGAGAAUUAUAUUGACUUGUUGUUUAUUUAUAAUAAUUUAUUGAAUUCAAUUCCGAACAUGACUUAUACUAUAUUAUAAUAUAAUAUCAAACCAUAGAAAUUAGAAUUGUAUAACGGUAGGUUUUAAACAUAGAAGCAAAAUUUAGAAAUGUAGUUUGAACAAGCACUUGUGUUUUAUUUUUAAACUACCGAGUACAAAGUUUAGUUUAAACUCUGCACAUUAAUCCGUCAAAUUAAUAAAUUAAUUUUAUUUCUA
Messenger RNA from Aethina tumida (small hive beetle), 2695 nucleotides. RefSeq lists its product as uncharacterized. Lineage: Eukaryota; Metazoa; Arthropoda; Insecta; Coleoptera; Nitidulidae. The record is from RefSeq and is a predicted model, not a curated record. Gene Ontology annotation, cellular component: membrane. Bases 47 to 1486 code for a protein of 479 amino acids. The transcript is spliced from 7 exons.